GGUAUUAUAUUUUAUCUAUGGGUAAUAUUGGGCUGGGCGUUGGUUAUCAGUUAUCACAAUAAGCAACAGGAACAAAAUAAUAAUUAAACUGUAACAUUUCGUAUUUAAAAAAAACUGUGUAAUUAAAAACAAAAAUUAAAUAGUUUAAAUAAAACUUAUAAUAGAAGUUAUUGUUUGAUCGUUCCACUUUUAAAACUCAGCAUAACAUAUGAAUACUUCAUCUUCUCAAGAUGAUUUUUUUCCUGAGAAAUACUCGGCACCUAAUUUUACCACAGACAUGUAUGAUUUUGUUGAUAAUCGAUUAGAUUAUUACAGUGACUAUUUUGUCUCUAAUGAUUUGGAAGCUAACCAAAACAAUGAUUUAAUUACAAAUAAUCCUGUUAAAAAAUCCUCUGAACCUGCUUGUACGGAUAACAUAAAUGAUUUUGUGGAAGACCCAUUAGAUUUUUAUAUCAACUAUUUAAAUGAAAACAAUUUGGAAUGUAUCUCAAACAAUGACUUGGCUACUAACAGUUCUAUCAACAGUUGUACUCCAGAAAUAUUUCCUGUGUCAUCAGAAAAUAGUAGUUCUGAAUCAAUGGUUAAGGAACAAACCCUGGCUGACGAUGAAGUUAUAUACUUAAUAUCUAAAAACGCUCAUGUAUAUAAGUGUGACACAUGUGAUAACCAUUACUCUAACACUUUAGAUUUGGCAAAACACCAACGAAUUCAUACGAAAGUUUUGAGCUGUAAGUUAUGUGACCAUCGUUUUUCUAAUAUAUAUGGACUUUCUCGUCACAUGAGAACACAUCGUGGAGAGAAACGGCACCGCUGUUUGGUUUGUAACAAAGCAUUUUACGAGUCUAGUCAUUUGGCAGCCCAUUCAAUUGUACACACUGGGGAAAAACCUUAUGUUUGCCCCAUUUGCCAGAAAACGUUUACCCACCAUUCAAAUCUCAUUACGCAUCGUAAAGUGCACGGCAAAGAUCGACCUUAUGAAUGUGAAAUUUGUGCUAAACGGUUCGUACGUCCAUCCCAUCUUGUAGAGCACAGGAAAAUACAUGGUGGUGACAAGCCAUAUGGAUGUGACAUGUGCGAAAACAAAUAUACAAGAAAGUCUCAUCUAAUCGAACAUCGAAGGAUUCACACUGGCGAGAAACCUUAUACGUGUGAUAUUUGUAAAAGCAAAUUUGCCAAGUGUUCAGAAUUAAAUAAACAUAAAAAAAGAUUACAUAAGUAACCCAUAAUAAUGCCAAAUAUUCUAAUUGUGAGAAUCUUAAAAGAGACUGAAUUUAGUAAGUACUAACUAAUUCUGACCAAACGAUUUGUUCCAAAAAUCUUUGGUAUUUACUAUUUACCCAAAAAUUGAGAUUUUAUUGGAUUUAUGCAUACCCAAAAAAACAUAGCUGGGUUGAGCUUUAAGAAAAAAAACCUGAUUUUUACUAACAUUAAUACAUCAGCAUUUCUGGAUUUCAUAAUAGAAAAGUUAUUUUACGAUGUAUAAAUGAAGUUCAAAUUAACAUACAGACAUUUCCCUUCUAUAAUAUUUUUAAUAUAUAAUAUUGACUAUAAUUAUUAAUAAUGAACUGAUAUAAUUAUAAGUCAACACCACUCUAGUCAUAUAUACAUAAUGUAUAAAUAAG
Messenger RNA from Adelges cooleyi (spruce gall adelgid), 1622 nucleotides. Its product is annotated as zinc finger protein 28-like. Gene Ontology annotation, cellular component: nucleus. The transcript is spliced from 4 exons. Lineage: Eukaryota; Metazoa; Arthropoda; Insecta; Hemiptera; Adelgidae. The record is from RefSeq and is a predicted model, not a curated record. The coding region runs from base 209 to 1219 and encodes 336 amino acids.